Uranotaenia lowii is the source of this 2156-nucleotide messenger RNA. RefSeq names its product ATP-binding cassette sub-family G member 4-like. The coding region runs from base 294 to 2120 and encodes 608 amino acids. Gene Ontology annotation, molecular function: ATP hydrolysis activity; ATP binding; ABC-type transporter activity. The record is from RefSeq and is a predicted model, not a curated record. The transcript has 6 exons. Gene Ontology annotation, cellular component: plasma membrane. Lineage: Eukaryota; Metazoa; Arthropoda; Insecta; Diptera; Culicidae.
CAACGUUGACGUUCCGUUCAGUUUUAUUUCGUUCUGCUGCCACCUUUCAUAUUAUGUAAAUGAAUACCAACUGUUAACUGGCAGCCUGGUUGAAGUGAGAACCGUUUAUGUACACGCGAAAUUGGCCCCCGGCAAGCGAGAUUAUUGAAGUUAUGAUUCCAAUUUCAGAGCGCGAACUUAGUUAGUCGAAGUUGCUGCUGCUUCUAAGUAGAGGCUUGGACCCUUGAAAGGUGAAAGCGACGAACCUGGCGUUUUGAUUUUGGCUGAUUUUCCGAGAGGGACGAAUCGGGAUAAUGGCUGAGGUUUUGGAAUUAGAGACUGUAGAUGGGCAACGGUCUAGGUUGCUGAACAACAUGGCCCUGGAGUUCAGCAAUAUCUGUUUCAAGGGAGAGCUGAAAAACGAUAAGCGGAAGGUGAUCUUGGAAAAUGUUUCCGGGACUUUCGCGCCUGGGAGACUAACUGCCAUUAUGGGACCUUCCGGUUCCGGAAAAUCAUCGCUGUUGAACAUCCUUUCAGGAUUUAAAAAACACGGAGUCAUAGGAUCGGUGAUGAUCAACGGCGAUUCUCUUACAGAGGAAACAUUCCGAAAUAAGUGCGUUUACAUCCAGCAGGACUGCGAUAUGCUCGAGCACUUAACGGCCCAGGAAACCCUCGACUACGCAUCAGAGCUCAAGAUGCCCUCCCAUAUCUCGUCGAUGGUUCGUAAGAAAAAGGUCAACGAUAUUCUGGAAAUUCUCGGGCUGCGGCACACGAUGACUACCCUGGUAAGAAAUUUGUCCGGCGGCGAGAAGAAACGACUCUCGAUUGGAAUAGAACUAAUUACCAAUCCGCCAAUUAUUCUACUGGAUGAACCAACGAGUGGACUGGAUAGUGUAUCGGCAAUGCAGCUCGUUAGCUAUAUCAAGAUGCUAGCAGCCGAGGGUAGGACAGUGGUUUGCGUGAUUCAUCAGCCAGCCUCCAAUCUGUUUCGAUUGUUCGAUGAUCUGUUUCUGUUAUCGGCUGGGAAAUGUAUCUACGCUGGGCCCAUUGAAGGGAUGGUGGCGACCUUCGGGGAAGCCGGAUUUCAUUGUCCGAAGUUUUAUAACCGGGCUGAUUUUGCCCUAGAAGUCGCCUCGAUGCCCAGCUGCCCGGGACAAGAACUCUUAGCGCUCCGUUUCAACAACUCCGCGGCUUUCUCGAAACAACGUAAGUCCGUCAACGGAGACCAGAACCACCAACAGCCAUCGCCAUAUCGCAACAAUUGCCUGACAAUCCAAACCGGAAGCCAUCGGCGACACUACCCGGUAUCCCAGUGGAAGCAAUUUACCGUGUUGCUACGAAGAUCCAUCCGAUCGUCAACGAGAGAUUUUUUCUUCGCUCAACUGAGAGUCAUUGCCCACAUUUGUGUGGGCUUCCUGUUGGGUCUCGUGUUCUACGGAAUGGGAAAGGACGCUUCAACUGUGAUGACCAAUUCGGCGGGAAUAUUCUUCUUUCACGUGUUUAUUUUCUUCGGCAACUCGAUGCCCUGCACCAUCACAUUCCCAAUGGAAGCGAAGAUCUUCGUUCGAGAACAUCUAAACAACUGGUACUCUCUGGAGGCGUACUACGUGGCUAAGCUUUUUGCCGACUUACCCCUACAGUUCAUCUGUCCAACAGUAUUUCUUACGAUCGCCUACCUUUUAACGGGUCAACCUCUCGAACUGUUCCGGUUUUCAAUGUUCUGGAGCAUUUGCCUGUUGCUGGGAAUGUUUGCCCAAUCCGUCGGCCUACUUUCAGGGGCAGCUUUCGACAUCCAGAUGGCAACAUUCUUCGUGCCCUGCCUGACCAUUCCAGCUCUCCUGUUCUCAGGGUUCUUCAUAAAAUCCUACGAACUGCUAGACUUCCUGAAACCAGUCAGUUAUUUAUCGUUCUUCCGGUACAGUAGCCAGGGAUCGCUGCAGGCCAUCUACGGAUACAAUCGGACGGAUUAUCCCUGCUCCGAGAUUAUGUGCUACUACAAUCGGCCGUCCAAGUUUCUGAAGUUUAUGGACACUCCAGAGACCGGAUUCGAAGUGAACGUUUACUGUUUGCUGGGUUUCAUUGCUUUCUUCCAGAUUCUUUUGUACAUAUCGUUGCGGCGGAGACUUAAGAUUUUUAAUUGACAUAGCUUAAGAAGUAAAGUUAGAAUGUUAUACACA